AUGCGUCACUUACAACCACUCUCGAACACGGCAGCGCCGGCGCCGGGCUCGAGCUUAGCGCACGUGAAGGCGCAGCAACUCGCCCGCGAGGAGGAAGAGAAGCUGCGCGCUCGACGAGUCAAGGGCGUCAUUGUACUCAUCGAGCAAUUCCUACUGGAGCAGGGGUACAGCCAAACCCUCCAGGCGCUUCAGCAGGAAAGCCGCAUCUCCCUCACUCAGUUCAGCGCCGCUGACAACAUCGAUCUGCUGUCUGUUGUCCAAGAGUACGAGGAGUACUACACCUUUAAAUGUCAGCGUGCGCCGAAGCUAUACCGCGUCCGCGGCGGCGGCAGUGAUGCGGGCGGCGUUGGCAGCGUCAUCCCUGAAAGUGGGGAGCGCGUGCUCUCACGAAAGCGCAGAGGUGCUGCCGCUUCCUGUCCUGAAACGCCGCCGUCAAGUGCGCCAGCGACGCUGCCGUUGUUAAUCGGGUACGGCAACGUGUGUGGAGGGGCGACGUCGUCUUCAUCGCCGCCCUCGCUGUCCUCUGUAGGAAGACCGCCAUCGCACCUGCGGCCAACGAACGUCAUGCGCGCGCUCAAUCACACAAAAACAAACGGCGACAGCGGCUCAGCCAACGGAGACAAACGCGCUGCGGCCCCCGUCAGCGACACCAGCGAACCUGGGCUGUCUCUCCAGGGCGAGUCCGUGACCACCCACAUCUGCGGAAGCGAGGGUGAGAAGGGUCGAAGAGAGAAGGGUGGAAAUGCUGACAGCUCCAAUGAUGCUGCCGAUGACUUCUUCGGACCCCUGGCCAAUCACCGUAUACGGAAGCCGCUGCCGCAGUUUGCGACAAGCGAGCUGAACGAUCUCGCCGCCACGAUCCUGCGCGAGAUUAUUGACGUCAAUCCAUCGGUGCGCUGGAGCGACAUUGCCGACUUGGAAGGCGCCAAGCACCUCCUGCAGGAGGCGGUGGUGAUGCCGGUCAAGUACCCGGAGCUAUUCCAAGGAAUCCUGCGCCCGUGGAAGGGCAUCCUUCUCUUCGGCCCACCCGGCACCGGCAAGACGCUUCUCGCCAAGGCUGUCGCGACGGAGUGCCGCACGACCUUCUUCAACAUAUCGGCCUCGUCCGUCGUCUCUAAGUGGCGCGGCGACUCAGAGAAGCUCGUCCGCAUGCUCUUCGACCUUGCCGUCCACUACGCGCCGAGCACCAUCUUCAUUGACGAGAUCGACUCCUUGAUGUCAGCGCGGUCGAGCGACGGCGAGCAUGAGGGGUCGCGUCGGAUGAAGACGGAGCUCCUGACGCAGAUGGACGGACUCUCCAAGCGGCGUGGGGGCGAGGUGGUGUUUGUGCUAGCGGCGAGCAACGUGCCAUGGGACCUCGACACAGCAAUGCUGCGCCGACUGGAGAAGCGCAUUCUCGUUGCGCUUCCGACGCACGAUGCUCGCAUUCUUAUGUUUCGCCGUCUGUUGCCCAAGUCGUUCGCGUCCGACACAGACUAUGAAGCGUGCGCUGCGCUAACGGAGGGCAUGUCCGGUGCUGACAUCGACGUCGUGUGUCGCGAGGCCAUGAUGCGCCCGGUGCGGAAGCUCAUUGCCCAGCUUGAGGCUGCGGGAAACAGCUGCGACGCAUAUGCACAGCUACCGCACGAGCCGCUGAAAUCGCCCGCCCCGACUCUCGAGGAUGUGCAAGCGAGUGUUGCGUGCACCCACAGCAGCGUUCGGCUAGCGGACCUCGACAAGUACGAUGUGUGGACACGCGAGUACGGCUCUGGGUUAUCCACGUAA
This is a messenger RNA of Leishmania braziliensis MHOM/BR/75/M2904, 1764 nucleotides long. Its product is annotated as katanin-like protein. Gene Ontology annotation, molecular function: ATP binding; ATP hydrolysis activity; protein binding. Bases 1 to 1764 code for a protein of 587 amino acids. NCBI's taxonomy places the organism in Eukaryota, Euglenozoa, Kinetoplastea, Trypanosomatida, Trypanosomatidae. The transcript has a single exon. The record is from RefSeq and is a predicted model, not a curated record.